Mercurialis annua (annual mercury) is the source of this 1098-nucleotide messenger RNA. RefSeq lists its product as uncharacterized. Lineage: Eukaryota; Viridiplantae; Streptophyta; Magnoliopsida; Malpighiales; Euphorbiaceae. The record is from RefSeq and is a predicted model, not a curated record. The transcript has 3 exons. The coding region runs from base 377 to 931 and encodes 184 amino acids.
AUAAGCAGCUGACCACCAUAAACCACCACCGCUCCAACUCCAAACCACCACCACCAUUUCUUUCUUGUACCUCCUCAUAAAAAAAUUCGUUUUUUAAAACUUCUUUCUAGUUUUAGUCUCUUUGUUUAUUAAAACUGAGAAAAAUUCUGCAGAACUUACAGUUUCUUAGUCCUUCUUUUUCUUGGUUUUAUCACAAUACCUCCUCGAUCUUCCCUUACUUAAUCUCUUAGUCACAUCUCAGGAUUCUUGCCCGUACAUCUCCAACGUGAACCCUUCGUCAUCGUCAUAAUUAUUAAUUCAUUUCCUAUAUCUACCACUCCCACAAAUUAAAAAACACACCCUUCAAUUUCUCCUGUUUGUGAAUUUCUAAAAAAGAAUGGGAAAUUGUCAAGCAGCAGAAGCAGCAACAGUGGUGAUUCAACAUCCAGGAAACAAAAUCGAAAGGAUUUACUGGUCAGUUAGUGCUGACCAAAUCAUGAACUCAAACCCAGGCCAUUACGUGGCGCUUGUGGUUUCUUCUCCGAAUUUGAAACCGGAGAAUGACGUCAGUACUCCGCCGUUGAAGCAGCUCAAGCUUCUUCGACCUGAUGAUACUUUACUUAUUGGACAAUUCUAUAAGCUCAUCAGUUUUGAAGAUGUGUUGAAAGAGUUUGCUGCAAAGAAAUGUGUUAGACUUGGGAAGCUGUUGAAGGAGAGAGGAGGAGCAGGGCUUGGAGUUGAACUGAAGAAGAAGAAGGACUUGUCAAAUAAAUCUGAAAAUUGCAGCUCUCAUGUUCAGGUGGAACAGGAGGUUCACCGAUUAGGAAGCAACGGUGGCAGGACCAGCAGGAGCGGCAGCAGAGGAGGCGGAGGAGUUGGAAGACAUUAUGGUGGCGGUGGUGGGGGACAGUGGAAACCAGCUUUACAGAGCAUUACAGAGUUAGGAACUUGAAAAUCACACAUUAGUAUUGUUAAUUAUUAGUGGAAUUAUUAUUAGUACUCUUUUUUCGUCUCGCUUUCAUGUAUUACUACUAACUUUUAGAACAUGCAUGCACCCUGUAAUUAUUUUUCUCUAGACUUAAUUAUCUAGCUAGGGUUUUUGUUAUGUAACUUUGAUCA